AUGACGUAUUCGCCCGGCGUCAACCCUCGAGGCUGGGGGAGGAGGAAGCACGUCGGCUCUGCGACGUGCGUACGUGUGGUGCGCGAGGACGGUGGCGCGAGGUGUGUGGUGCUGGCUGCGUGGCCUCAGGCUUUCGCUGUCAACCCCCGCCCCCCCGCUUCCCGGUGCACGUGUGUGCCGGGCCCCGCUGCAGGACGAGGGCACCUGGGGGGCGGCUGCAAAGCCCGUGCUGCCGGAGGCGACAGUGAGGGCGAGCCUUGGAUUCGGGCCUCCGGGACCCGCACUCUCCAUUCCCAGAAACCUUCGCGCCGAGAGGUCUCUCUUCAGAGGAGUUGGGCCCGGGGCGCUCGGAGCUUGCGGGGCACCCCGCUUUGCAGGGCCUUCCCUGAAGCCCUGCUUUCCCUGCUCCUCCAACCCCGAUUCCUUUGCUUCUGGACAGGGAAGGAGACCUCGGGACGCCGUUGUGCAGCUUUGCUAAGCCUCCCCGCGCCGGGCUGGAGUGUGGGAGGAAGCAAGGCAGGCUGGAUCGAGGACCCGAGCACCGAGACGACCGCAGGAGCAUCUCCUCCCGCGGAGCUAUUCCAGGUUGGGUCUGGGGGCGAGGCCCAGUGCUGGUGGGUCGGAAACUCUCCCCCAGAGCCUACGUUUGGGCCCUUGAAACCGCUGCCAUCCUCCACUCCCGUGUCUCUGGCUGGGAUGGAAUUGAACCUGCGGUUUCUUAAUUUACCUUUUCCACUCUUUUCUUUCCCGAUAAUUUGA
This is a messenger RNA of Rangifer tarandus platyrhynchus (Svalbard reindeer), 759 nucleotides long. NCBI's taxonomy places the organism in Eukaryota, Metazoa, Chordata, Mammalia, Artiodactyla, Cervidae. The record is from the annotation of a GenBank genome assembly.